Messenger RNA from Colletotrichum higginsianum IMI 349063, 243 nucleotides. RefSeq lists its product as uncharacterized. The record is from RefSeq and is a predicted model, not a curated record. Bases 1 to 243 code for a protein of 80 amino acids. NCBI's taxonomy places the organism in Eukaryota, Fungi, Ascomycota, Sordariomycetes, Glomerellales, Glomerellaceae. The transcript has a single exon.
AUGCAGCGAGAGGACAAGAACAGCCCCGAACCAGCGAGGACCGGGGAGACCAUGUUCAGCACGCUGAGGCAGACCUUUGGCGACGACGAGGCCGCCCUGGUGGACGUGCAGACCGUCGCCCCGUUCCGCAAAUGCAGGAGGCCGCUGCGAGCGGCGUGUGACAGGUGCCGUGCCAAAAAGGUUGUACAUGAUAAUACUGUCUCCGCACCGUUCGGCGCCCAAACCGCAAGCUUCAACCGCUGA